GGUGGAAAGAAGUGUGGCUUUAGUGCCUUUGCAUCAUUCCUCAGGGGUGGAGAGCAGUUCAUCUCCAUAUCAGUGGGUAAUGACCUGGGCCAGGAGGGCUGAUCUGUGCCUGAGAGGGGAGGGCGAGGCCGGUUUUUUCUUUUGCUGGAGCAGGAGAGAGAGAAGGCCCCAGACUGGAGUUUGUAAGCAAUGAACAGGUUUUAAACUUUAUUUCUCCCUUUGAUUUCCGUUUUUAGAGGUAUUUUGCCCUGGGAUUUCCUCUCCCUGGACUUACACAUUUACAGCUAUAAAUGUUUCCCUUAGCCCUGCUUUUGCUGCGUCCUGCAAGUUUCGAUAUGUUGUGAUUUGUUUUCAUUCCCUUCUAUGUGUAUUCCGAUUUCCCUUAUGAUUUAUUCUUUGAUCCAUUGGUUGCUUAAAAGUGUGCAUUUACCUUGCGCUUUUUGUGAGUUUUCCAGUUUUCUUUAUGUCACCGGUUUCUCAUUUCAUUCUAUUGCGGUCAUAGAAGACACUCUAUAUGACUUCUGACUUUUAAAAUGUGUUGAGACUCAAUCUGUCACCUACCAUCUGUUCUACCCUGGAAAAUGUCCCACGUGCACGUGAGAAGAACGUCUGUGCUGUUGGUGGGUGCCGCGCCCUGUACACGCCUGUUAGAUCUGGUCGGCUUAUGGUGGCAUUAAGUCCUCUGCUUCCUGACCUGCCUUGGUCUGGGUGCUCUCCCCAUUGCUGCAAGUGGGGGUCGAGUCUCAGCUGUUACUGCAGGACUGCCUGCUCCUCCCACUAAUUCCCAGAUUUUGUUUCAUAUAUGUUGGUGGUCUGUUAUCAUGUAUGUUAAUGUUACAUAUUCUUGUUUUUUGAACCUUUUAUUAAUACAUACUAUUUUUUGUGUCUUGUAACCUUUUUUGAUUUAAACUCUAUUUUGUGUGAUAUUGUACAGCCAGUCCCGCUCUCCUUGGUUACCACUUGCUGGGCGUAUCUUUUCCAGCCUCUCUCUGUCAGCCCUGCUCACGUCUUUGGGUCUUAAGUGAGCGUCUUGUAGACAGCAUGUGGUUGGAUCACGUAUUGUUAUCCAUUCUGCCCAUCUCUGUCUUUUGAUUGGAGAGUUUAAUCCACUGACAUUUCAUGUCAUUACUGAUGAGGAGGGACUUAGUGCUGUCACUGUGCUAUUUGUUUUCUGUAAGGCAUAUAGCUUUGUUGUUCCUUAUUUCCCACUUUCCUAUCUUUUCAUGUUUCACUGGUUUUUUUUUUUAAUGAAAUGUUUUAAAUUCCUUCUUGGAUUCCUUUUGUGUAUAUUCUGUAGCUAUUUCCUUUGUGGCUGCCAGGGAUGACAUUUAGCACCGUAAAGUUAUAACACCAGAGUUGGAAUGCAUAGCAGCUUACCUUCAGUAGCAUAUGAGAAGGCAUCUCCUUCACAGCAUUGCUCCUGCCUCUUUGGGUUGCUGUUGUCACAAAAUGACACCUGUCUAUACUGUGCCCCCCCUAAAUUAAUCAUUGUUUUUUCUUUAAAUAUAUUUAAAUGUAUCAUCUCUUAAAUCAUGCAGUAAACAAAAAGUACAAUUAUAGACCAUCCUUACAAUAAAACAAGCCUUCAUAAUUACUCAUGUAUUUUUGUACUGAAACAUUGGGUUCAGUUCUGGUGACCCACCUCAAGAAAGCUGCGAUAGAGCUGGAAAUGGUUCAUGAAAUCCAAGGCCUUCUGAAUAGGCUCAGAAUACAAAGAUUUGAGGUCUUUAGGGUAGAAAGAUGAAGCCAGUAAUGGGCUCUAAGUGCCAUUCUACAGUUCCGGAGAGAAUGAGAGUCAUGUGAGAAAGCAUUUGGCUGGUGCACCAAAUUCUUGAGUUCAAGAACCAGAGCUGCUCUGUGAGGCUUAAAAGGACGCCAUUUUAGAUUCAUACGACCCUUUUACAGUAGGGGAGGGAGCACGACAUUGGGGUUCUAAGAGGUGAGACGGGGGCGCAAGUUACCCCCAUCACUUGCUGCAGGUCUGAAACUGCCGGCUUGUCGGUGCACGCCUGUCUCAGCGCCUCUCCAGUGCAGUGACCGGAGUGCUCCCUCCAAAGCGUAUCCCUUUUUAGCACGAGGCAGUGCUCCAGACUGUGACCUACAAAACGGGGUGGUCCUGUGGUCCAGCCUCCACCCACCCUUUCACCCUCCUUCCGCCGUCAUUCGCCUUGGGCUCCCUCUGGCCCUGUGGGCCUGGUGUGUGCCGGCUCCUCUGCCGGUGUGUCUCGCCUUGCCGUGGAGCUUCUGCUUGGCCUUCAGAGUCCGUAGUGAGCCUCGCUCCCCUGCCCAUGUCAUCGUCCUUGGCUGACUCUGAGGCCCCCAAGGGCUCGGGCCAUGUCUGUCUACCAGCUGCCGGACCCCCAGCACCCAGCACACUGCCUGAAGGAGAGAAGUCCCUCAGAAUGGCUGCUGCGUGAAUGGCAGUAGUCACGGGCACGGGAGGUCGCAGACAGGCAGGCAGAUUGGCCUGCAGCCAUGUUUUCUUCAUCCACCACAUUACGUUUAAAAUGUCUUGCCUUUCGAGCCUCUGGACAGGCGUGUGUCUCCCCGUUCCCCGCGCCCGACACGCUCGGCCCCCACUCGUGCUGUCCGCGUGUUGUGUCCCCUGUUCAGCCGCACGGGGCCUGGUAGCAGAGGUACAGUGGGUAGCUGUGGGGAAAGUCAGGACUUUAAGCUGUCAGCAUGGAGGACUGUCAGUCCUGUCCACUGCUGGCCCUUCUUCCUGUUGUCAGAGAUUUAACUGGGGCCAGAGAAUGACAUGCUCAUAGACACCUGGGGGCUCAGCAGAAUUCAUUUUUGGGUGAUGUUUCUGGUGAAAAAUCACAUACUUGGGGGUCUGACAGGUAACAGGCGGCCAGCGGGUUUGUGAGCUCUAACCUCUCAGACGUGGGAAGGGGUCAGCGGUCGGCCUGGGAGGCCACCUUACACGGCUCCUGUGAUGUAUUGGAACCGACCUCAGACCAUUAUGAAAGCAUAAUCCUCAUAAGCCACCCAAAAGCUAGUAAUCCCCAGGGCUGCGUGUUGGCGAUUAAAAAAGAAAGAUAGGAGCAGCUGUCUUUUUGUUCAGUUUAAUUAUGACCAAGUACCUGGGUGAGUAUUAAUUUCCUGGUGGAGAAAGGUGUGAGGCCUCUGAGGCCUCAGGGACUGAAUGUGCAGACGCGGACCCCGCCCCGUGUUCCUGGGACACGGGCACCGUCCGGAGCUCAAGUCAGAAGCUCAGGUUGCAUGACUUCCAGUUCUGCCCUUUCAGUCCCAGACAUGGGCCACUGUGCGCCAGAGGACACGGCAGAGCUAUCGGGUGUCCGCCUGCACACCUCAGUCACGGCCCCGCACCCCGCUGCUGGGCCUGCGAGAGGGAGUCCUGGAACUGGGCACCCACUUUCCCUGGCUCCCGGUUCUGGACAUUCAAGCUGAUAUCCGAGGGUGUGUUCACAGAGAACUGGCUCUUCUCUGAGAAUAAUGGCCCUGCUUGCAGUGCAUGUGGAGCGCCAGUCCUGCCAAGUGUCCUCCACUUGUGUCCUCUGUCCUGGAGCGUGGUCCUGUCGUCUUCCUGGUCCUCCAGCCUGACGCUGGAGCAUCAUCCCACCGCCCUGUCCCUCAGGAGCCACAUGCAGUGGUGGCCGGUUCUGGCUCCCACGCCAGCAGCAGCCCCCCUGCCUCCACAGGGCUCUGUCUCCACUGCCAGCCUCAUCGGGCCCACCUCCGUGACUUGUCACCUCAUCAGCUUCUGCUAGACUUUAGCCAUUUCCCCACCACCUUUGUGGUGUUUUGAGUUUUACCUCUACUGUCGCUUUAUUAGCACUUUAAACUCCAUUUCUCCUUUAUAGUUUUACUUUUUACUUGUCCUAAGAAAUACUCUCCUUAAAGACAUGAGUUUCCAUGCUAGUUAUAUUCCUCUAACUGCUCUAAUAACCAGCAUUCAUCCACGCGCCACCUAAAAGUGUUCCCAGGGGAGCGCCAGGCACCCCAAGCCUCUGUCCUUUCUCUCUGGUCUGGUGCCCGAGGGUGCGAGUCCUUGCUGAUGCCGGAGUCACUGUUUUCAUGCCUUCUGACCUGUCCACGGAGCCCGCUUUUGUACCCAAGCAAGUUUCUGCUCCUUCAGAACUCGUGUGCCCUCUGCUCUGCCGUGUCCCUGGCCUCCCUCUCCUGUCCCUGCCCAGGCGACUUCCCUUACAGACCUGCACCGCCAGCGCCCUGUCAGCCCCUCCAGCUGCGAGCUCCCGAGGCCAGACGCAGCCCCUGGCUCGGAGUAAGCGCUCUGGAACGUGGGUUGAAUGAACGGGGAAGUGAUGCCAGGGAAGUCCCGCCUCCCUUAUUUGUAGAAUCAGAGGACUGGUUUGGGAGAGCUCCCAGAUUUCAGCUCCUCGAGUGUGCGGACAAACGGGACAAUAAGGUUAAGUGCCCCAGACAUUAUGGAGAUGUGUCAGCCAAGCAUUUUAUAUUCAUUUCAAGCCCAACAAUUAGGGGAGCCUAUGAAACUGCUGUUCUUCACGUAAAACAGGUUGCCAAUCAGCAGUUUGACGUGGUUCAGUCUGAGGCGUCUAAUGUAGUGCCGACCUCAGAGGUGACGCGGCCUGGGAGGUGGCGUGGUGGUCCAGGUAGGCCGGACUCCAGGUCAAGAGUGUGAGCUGCUUUUUACUCAAGGUGACCCCCUCUUGGGUUUGCCCCCAGCCACUGCAUGUGUUGGUCUCUGAGAGCCUUGCCCGGGCCCACGGCUCGAUUCUCAGGAGCAUGGCAGUUUGGAUAAAACUGAUGAGAAAAACCCGUUUUAUUUCCUUCUCCAUCAUGGGUACUUCCAGUCUUUGAGGGGAUUAGAUUUAGACGUAUUAGCCACCCUGGCAUACGCUCCUCUCCCUCCCAGAGUAGGUUUCUGCCAGCGCGGAUCCUCAUCUCGUUUGUAUUUAUGGGCUCUCUGGGGGAACACUGUUCACUGCAUCACACGGUGUUUUCCUUAUAAAGGUUUGUGGGAGAAACUUCUCUCAGGCAAUUGGUUUGUUUUUAUUUUAGGCACACAGUGUGAUGUAUGCCAGAUUGUAUUUCCCCUUUUGCCUUGGCUGCUAGGAAGCUCAGAGCCACACUCGUGGCACAGCUCUGAGCAGUGAAAUCUGCCCUCCACGUCUCAUGGCCUUUGUAUUGGUUUCUUAUUGCUGUUGUAAUAAAAUGCCACAAACUUUGUGGCUUGAAACAACACAAAUUUAUCUGACGUUCUGGAGGCCCGCAGUCCUGACCCAACCUCCUGGGGUGCCGCCCAGGUGCACGGGCAUCCCUUUGGAGCUCCUGGUGGACGGCCCUCGCCCUGCCCCUCUGCCCUCUCGGGCUGUCUGCGUCCCUCUGCUUGCAAAGCCGGCCGUGUGGCGUUGUCUCUCCGCGGACCUUCCGUUUUCUCUCUUUGACUCUGAGUCUUCGCUCCUGCUUAUAAAGGUUGUGCUGGGCUCACCGGGCGACCCAGGAUGCACUCCCCAUCUCAGGAUCCUUCACUUAGUUGCGUCAGCAAAGCCCCAGGAGAUUUUAGCCUUAGAGCAGUUUAAGUUCACAGCUGUAAAACUGAGAGGGGGAUAGAGUUCCCUCCCCCGACCCCAGGCCCAGCCCCCUACUGUCAGCACCCCCACCGAUGGCCAUUCGCUACAACUGAGGCACCUACAGGGACAGGCCAGCAUCACCCAAAGCCCCUGGUUCACACUGGGGUCCCCCUGGUGUGGCACGUGUGGGGGGUUUACGCAAACGCAUCAUGACACGUGCCCGUCAUGGCCGCUGACGCGUUUUCACUGCCCCGAGAGUCCUCCGCGUUCUGCCUGCCCAGCCCUCCUUCUCCCCAGCCUGACAGCCGCCGAUCCUUUCCCCCUUCUCCGGAGUGUCGCACAGUGGGGCUCACACACCGUGAGCCUUUCAGGUGGCUUCUUUCACUUGGGAAUAGGCGUGUAAGGUUCCUCCAUGUCGUCUCAUGGCUGAAAGCAGAGUUCUUCUUCGUGCUGGCCAACAUUCCGUUGUGGGGAUGGGCCAGGUCAUCCGCCACCUCCUGAAGGGUAUCGGGGUGGCUUCCACGUUUUGAAAAUUAGAAAAAAACCUAAAAACCUCCAUGUGCAGGUUUUUGGAUGGACAGAAGUUUUCAGCUUUGGGCACAAACCCGAGGGGUUGCUGGGUCCCAGGGUGAGAGCCGGUCCUGUAAGGGAUGCCGGGCUGUCCUCGGAGCGGCCGCCUCUGCGCUCCAGGGUCCCAGCUGGCGUCCAGCCGUGCCAGGGCUGUGCGGCCUGUCCUGGGAAGAGGGAGGGGUGCUCGUGGGCACUGGCAUCAGGGCCCGUCUGUCUUCCCGGGGGGCCUGCGGGCCGAGCUGGUGUGGGUGCCGGACCCCCACCCAUGUGAGCCUGUGGCCACGGCGCCACUUUGCACACUCAACACCAGCACAGCCGCCACGUCAGUGCCCGCCUUCCAUGGCGUCUCUCCGCCUUCAGCGGAUUGGUGACAGUGCAAAGCGGGCGUCUUUCCCGCCGUGGUCUCCAGUAGGUAGUUCCCGCCUGUGUGGACGGCAGCCGGCUCCAGGACAGCUCCGAGGCGCCUCCGCAGCUCCGCCCUCCCUGUGGCCUCCAGCCACCUCCCCUGCGCUCCCCGGCCAGGAGCCCUUGCCUGGCCAGAUCCUUGCCUCUUGUCUAGCAGCCAUGGGGCCCCCUCCCCCGAGAAGUGUGCCUGAGCCCCAUCGGGUCGGGUCCUCCCACCCAGCUCUGCACACGCCCUUCCCCACAGUCUCCAUAGACGUGCACUACUGGCAGUGCUUAGUUGCUGUUUAUAUCUUUUGCCUUCUCUGUUGACUGCCAGUCCCAUGAGGGCACGGGCCAUUUUCGGUUUCGUUUGUCACUGGACAUGGUCCUUGACCAGCACAUGGCACUUAGCAGACACAGACUGCAUUUUAUGCAUCACACUUACGCUGACUUUAUCUCAUUUUUCUGCUUUUAUUUUCGUUUUGUUGUGACAGUCUUACUUCCUGCUGUAGUGAGAGAAAAGCUCAUAGCGCCCAGGAUCUACUCAGGGGUGGGAGGUGGAGUGACUCUGUCCUUCCCACCCCUUCCCAGCCUGUGCCGAGUGUCAUGGGGCAGAAGGCACAUGUUCUAUUAGCAGUAUCUUCCUGGGGAAUGUGGGAUUCGCUCUGGAAUGCCAGAUGGGCCCGGGACUGUUACAGGGAGUGUCCCCUGGACCCAGGACUGAAAUCACUCUGCAUAAUAGUGUAAAAAUCUUAUUUCACUCAGUGGGGGUGCAGUGCCUCUGCAGAGAGAUUACUACGAUGCUACACAGUUUUUCUUCUUCCUUGGCUGUAAGAAAAACUGGGGCUCUGGCUUUCUGGGAGGAAGGGCAAGGUUCAGAGCUCUUCUGUUUGUGGGAGGUGGCGAGGCCCCUGAGAUGAGCAGGGUGCGUGUGUGCAGGACGCCUCCGGAGGAGGAUGGCCCGCAGGGGACACCCUGGGGGAAAGAGGUCCUCGGCUCUCCUUCUCUGGGCGGCGCCCAGAGCAUCCUCCGUUCGGUGGCUUGGCCGUCAGGGUCCUGGGCCCAGUGCCUUCCGCCCUGCAUGUAUGCUCUUCAGCCUGGGGCCAGCAGAUAACCGUGGGAUUUGGGCUCGUGCCUGUGCCAGGGAAGCCUGUGUUGGCAUCAAGUUUGUUGAUUCUCCCCAGGACCCCUCUCCCUAUAGGUGCCACAUGCCAUGAUUUAUACACAAACAUGAUUUGCCUGAUUGUUGCAGUCUGGGCCUGGAACAAUGUUAAUUAACGGGAAAAUGGUCCUCCAUACAGUGAUUAGACCUCUUCAGGUACAACAAGAUAAAAGCCUGAUAAUUUGGAUGGAGUACUCUUCUUAAGCGGCUACUCUAUGCUCAGCGGCCAAUGGGAAAGCCAGGCUCUCUGCCACCUGAUCCAGUGAGUAAUUAAGAGAGGGCUUUCUCUCCCCCCUCCCCCCUCCCCACUGAAGCUUAACAGGUUGGUGGUAUAAUUUGGAGACCUUAAGGGGUGUCAUGCUAGGAGCGUAGGCAAGACCCAGGGCACCUUCUCUCCAGCCCCCAGGCACUGCCCAGCUGGGUCCGAAAAGCAGACGAGUGACAGCCAGAAGGAGGUGGAAGCAGGCAAGGUAGGUGACGUUUCCCAGCCAAGUUUGCCAGGGGCCCGUGGCCAUGAGUGAGACGGGUGCCCGGAAGACCAGCGACGGCACUGCUUCUCGGCUGCUCAAUGUGGUGGACAGUGAGCUUCAGGCCGGGAGGGAGAAAGGCGACCCCACAGAGAAGCAGCUUCAGAUUACCCUGGAGGACGCUCCGCUCUGGCAGAGAUUCAAGGAAGUCACCAAUGAGAUGAUCGUGACCAAGAACGGCAGGCGGAUGUUCCCUGUUCUGAAGGUCAGCGUCACAGGGCUGGACCCCAAUGCCAUGUACUCCCUCCUGCUGGACUUUGUCCUCACGGACGGCCACCGCUGGAAGUACGUCAACGGGGAGUGGGUGCCCGCCGGCAAGCCGGAGGUCUCCAGCCCCAGCUGUGUCUAUAUCCACCCCGACUCCCCCAACUUCGGGGCCCACUGGAUGAAGGCGCCCAUCUCCUUCAGCAAAGUGAAGCUCACCAACAAGCUCAACGGAGGUGGCCAGAUCAUGCUGAAUUCGCUGCACAAGUACGAGCCCCAGGUCCACAUCGUGCGCGUGGGGGGUGCCCAUCGAAUGGUGACGAACUGCGCCUUCCCAGAGACCCAGUUCAUAGCUGUGACAGCCUAUCAGAACGAGGAGAUAACAGCUCUCAAAAUCAAGUACAACCCCUUUGCCAAAGCCUUCUUGGAUGCCAAGGAAAGGAACCACCUGAAGGACAUGCCAGAAGCCCUCUCGGAGAGCCAGCACGUGGCCUACCCUCACUUGGGAGGCUGGAUCUUUCCCAAUCCAGAUGGAGUGUGCGGCGGGGGCAGCGCCAGUCACCAGUAUGCCACUCCUCUGCCUCUGUCCUCUCCCCUCACCCACCCCAGCUGUGAGCGCCAUCCUGGCCUCCGAGGACGCCGGCAGGCUCCCUACCCUCCCGCGUACGUGCAUAGAAACCAUUCUCCCUCAGUGAAUCUGAUAGAAAGCUCCAGCACGAAUCUGCAAGUUUUCUCCGGAGCUGACAGCUGGACCUCCUUGUCCUCUGCACCCCACACCAGCAUCCUGCCUGUGCCCCCCGCCAGCGGACCCAUCAACCCCGGGCCGAGCCCCUACCCGUGCCUGUGGACCAUCGGCGGCAGUGGCGGGGGCCCCGCCGGGCCGGGCACAGAGGUGCAUGCCAGCUCCCCGGGAGCCUUUCUCCUGGGCAACCCUGCGGCAGCUUCACCCCUGUCUGCUCAGGGCCCCCCUUCGGCUGGUGUGGAGGUGCUGGGGGAACCCUCGCUGACCAGCAUCGCUGUGUCCACCUGGACAGCAGUGGCCUCGCAUCCCUUCUCGGGCUGGGGGGCCCCCACUGGGGGAGGGCGCCAUUCCCCCCCCUCCUUGGAGGGUUAGGCUGGAUCCCAGGGCCAGGCGCCAAGAGAUGUAGCAGCCCUGCCUGCGGAUUCCAGGGGGUCCCACUGCAGGGUCUCCCCGCCCCAGGGCCAGAAGGCUCAGGUUGCAUGAUGGUUUUGGGUGCCCCGCAUCUCUGCCCCGCUGUCUCCUGCACCGCCGUCUUCAGCUCACCCUGCACGCAGGUGGCCCGCCUUCGGUGAGCACCCUCCUGGUGCCCUGCCCCUUCCUCAGAUGAUUCUCCGAGGUGCCCUCCCUGCCCUGGGGAGGGCACACAGCUGUCAAGCGGGCCCAGAGUUUACUUGGCAUAAGGCCUUCAUGCAGCCCAGGGGAGUGUGGCCCCAGGGCUUCUGCUCUGAGACCAAGAGAAGCCGUAAGUAAACUAAAAUGGAGCUAAUCACGUAUUACUGGCUGUGGUGUGCCCGGUACUGAGGACAUGAGAUCGUGUCCCUCGCUCAGACGCUGCUGACGGCUCACCAGCGCCGGCAGAAUGAAGUCACGUGUCCUUACUGUACGGAGACCCUCUGCCAUCUCCUGCAGCCGUUUCUCUGGCCAGCGCUCCCUCUGUCCCUUAGCGCCCAGUACUCCCAUCAAGGCAGACCCCCGGCCGCCAUCCCCUGGACACCCGUACACUUCCCCCACCUCCCCCCACCUCCUCUGGGCCUGGGUGGCCUCCUCCACUCCCACCAUGUGAGCCCUGCCUGCCCCCCAGGGACUGGCUGGAGCACUAGGGUGUCUGCCCAGGCUCUACCGCUGCUUUGGCCUCCGUUAUUGUGCCCCCGCCGCUCAGCCCUCCUUUCAUUUUGUCCCCUGUGAGAGUGUCUCUGCCACUAGACUGUGAGCCCGCUGAGGGCGAGGCCUGGCUUCUUGUCUUUGCGCCCACAGUGCCCGUCCCACGCCUUGCCUAUAGUAGGUGGCCAAUAAACACUGUGCUGAGCUGA
Molecule: messenger RNA, 10418 nt
Organism: Manis javanica (Malayan pangolin)
Lineage: Eukaryota; Metazoa; Chordata; Mammalia; Pholidota; Manidae
Gene: TBX19
Product: T-box transcription factor 19
Biological process (GO): mesoderm formation; heart morphogenesis; cell fate specification
Cellular component (GO): nucleus; chromatin
Molecular function (GO): RNA polymerase II cis-regulatory region sequence-specific DNA binding; DNA-binding transcription factor activity, RNA polymerase II-specific
Source: RefSeq, a predicted model, not a curated record